Molecule: messenger RNA, 754 nt
Organism: Telopea speciosissima
Lineage: Eukaryota; Viridiplantae; Streptophyta; Magnoliopsida; Proteales; Proteaceae
Product: glutathione S-transferase-like
Exons: 3
Coding region: 34-681 (215 amino acids)
Cellular component (GO): cytoplasm
Molecular function (GO): glutathione transferase activity; glutathione binding
Source: RefSeq, a predicted model, not a curated record
UAUUCAUCAGAAAAGCUCUCUGAGCAAACAGCCAUGGCUCCCAAGGUUCACGGAAGCGUAUUCUCCACUGCAACAAUGCGAGCCUUCGCUACCCUCCACGAGAAAGGUGUCGAAUUCGAGGUUGUCCCCAUUGACAUGAGAGCCGGAGAGCACAAGAAGGAACCUUUCAUCUCCCUCAACCCAUUCGGUCAAGUCCCAGCCUAUGAAGACGGAGAUCUGAAGCUCUUCGAAUCGAGAGCGAUUACGAGACACAUAGCAUUGGAGCACCAUGGGAAAGGAACAGAGCUGAUCUACAACGACGUAAAGAAGAUGACGAGCGUGUCGGUGUGGAUGGAGGUUGAAGCUCAUCACUUCGAUCCAGUUACUUCGAAAUUGGUUUGGGAACAAGUAGUGAAGCCUAUGAUGAUGAGUAUGGAAUCUGAUUCAGCGAUUGUGGAGGAAAACCAGAAGAAGCUAGGUCAGGUUCUUGAUGUGUACGAAGCUAGGUUAUUGAAAUCGAAGUAUUUAGGUGGAGAUGGGUUCACUUUAGCCGAUCUUCAUCACUUGCCUACGAUGCAUUACUUGAUGGGAACAUCGACGAAGGAAGUGUUCGAGUCUCGCCCGCAUGUGAGCGCUUGGGCUAAGGAUAUCAUGGCUCGACCUGCUUGGAAGAAGACCGUUGAGAUGCAGAAGCAAGCUUAAACAGGGUAAUCCAUACUCCAUUGAAGAAGAUAAAAGCCUGAGUGUCUGGCUUUUCUUUCUUGCAAUAAAAGGA